AUGUUGAAACGAGAGGCGACAAUCGAGUAUUCAAUCAACGAUUACCCGGACAUACUCGUCGAGGUGUUGAAGCGCCUCGACGGGAGAUCCUUAGGGGUGGCUUCUUGUGUAUGUAGACUAUGGUGGUCAAUUUCCAAGUCAGAUGAUUCAGUUUGGGAGUACGUCUGCUUUCGACGCGUGUCGCCUCCUCCACGUGUUCGGACCCUAGUGUUGGCUCUUGGAGGGUAUAAACGUCUUUACAUGGUUUGUGUUCGACCCGUACUUGGUCGCUGGAACGGUAGUGGUCGUAGUCGUUGUGGUGCUGAAUUGACUCGCCGAGUUUGGUCGAGGCAAGGCGCUCAGCUUUUGCUGUCGUUGUUUUGCGUCGAUUAUUAUGAGAAGUUGGGCAGCGGUGGCGGUGGCGGUGGUGGUGGGAGGAUUGGGAGUGAUGCGGUUCCGUCGUCUCUAAUGUUCUUGUGUAAGCCAGUUAAUGUUUAA
Molecule: messenger RNA, 477 nt
Organism: Chenopodium quinoa (quinoa)
Lineage: Eukaryota; Viridiplantae; Streptophyta; Magnoliopsida; Caryophyllales; Amaranthaceae
Product: F-box protein SNE-like
Exons: 1
Coding region: 1-477 (158 amino acids)
Biological process (GO): regulation of gibberellic acid mediated signaling pathway; gibberellic acid mediated signaling pathway
Cellular component (GO): SCF ubiquitin ligase complex
Molecular function (GO): protein binding
Source: RefSeq, a predicted model, not a curated record